CUGCGUCAUUUGCGCGCCGCUUCGCUCCCGAUGCUGUUCUUCUCCAGAAAGAUAGAUGUUUCGAUUUCAGUCCUUGAAUGAAGACUGUACGCUGGAGGAGGAAGACGAGGGACCGAUAGAAGAAGAAGAUGAAAUCGAUCAGUUCAACGACGACACAUUUGGAGCCGGGGCCAUCGAUGACGACUGGCAGGAGGAACACAAGCGCCUCGCUGAGCUCGACCAGCUGAGAGGGGGGCCGGGGUUGGUAGGAGGAGGAGGGAUGGGAGGGGAGUCGGACUUAGGCGGACCCGAGGACUCAUCCUCCGCCCGUCUCCCUCCGGCCGCCGGCAACCUCCCCCUCCCCUCACUCAACUUCUCGUCUUCCUCCGGACUGCCUCGACCAGAUGUAGAAGAUCGAGGAGGAGGAGGCGACCUGGCCGAGUCCCUGGCCAGGCUGAUCCUGGACGCCGACCCGGCCAUCGCUGGGGUCGGGGCAGCAGAGAGACCCGGCCCUCCCCCCAGCCUGUCUGCUCUGCAGGGCCUGGACAGAAGCAGAGUCUUGCCCCAACCAUCUCCCAUCCCACACCCCACUCAGCCACACCAGCAUCCCCAUCACCCCCAGCACCAGCUGCCUCCUGGGCCCUCCACUUCAGGCCUUCCUCCCUCUUCCAUGCUCAGCUACCAACAACAACAACACUUGAUGCGCAGAGGAACCGCUCCUAUGGGCCAGAUGAACUCUCACAGUAUCUGGGAGAACAAUAUGGGGUUCGGACCGGUCAGUCUCACACCCGGACUGGUUACACACAUGGAGGAUAGUCCUCUGAUGUCUAUAAUAAAGGAGGUGGGUCUCCCCAAACAACCACCUCAGGGCAGAAACGACGAAGUACGAGAUUUGUCCGAGAGGGUCCCUCCUCCACGCUCCUCUUCCCCCGUGAUUGGCUCCCCUCCGGUGAGGGCAGUGCCUAUAGGGACCCCGCCCAAACAGCCAAUGAGCCACAUCAUGAAUCAUCAGAUCCACCACCCCACGCCGGUUCAUGUGAGAGCCCCGGUCCAGCACAGAUACCCUCCUCCUUUCCCCGAGCGUCUGUCACCCAACACCCUCCUCAAUAUAGCUAACUCUCCACUGUGUCGCGGUCCCUUCCCUCCCGGUGUCGGCCCAGUUCUGUCUCAGAUUCAACGGGCCCAGCUGCUUAACUCUCAGGUGGCAGGUUUUCCCCGGGGUCCAGCGCCUCCUCUGCUACCAGGCGGCGGCGGUUUCAGGCCGUUCUUCGGAGGCCCCCCUCCUCCGCACGCCCACCGAAUGGGCCCGCCACCCCCUCACGGUCCCCUCAACCACGCGCCGCCCAUCCGGCACAACACCACCCACCUCCACCCCCAGCACCGCCGCAUGCUCACUCAGCGCAUGCAGAGCCGAGGAGGGGACCGUGGUAGGAUUGGAGGGGACCGGCGCAGCAGGGACCCUUACAGUAACCUGAUGACUCAGAAAGAGAAGGAAUGGGUCACCAAGAUCCAGAUGAUGCAGCUGCAGAGUACUGACCCGUACCUGGAUGACUACUACUAUCAGAACUACUAUGAAAAGAUGGAGAAACGUCAGGAGAGAGAGAGAGACAGCAGCAAGAAGGAGCACACCACCAAACUCAUCACUCCACAGGUAGCCAAGCUGGAACACACCUACAGACCAGUUCAGUUUGCCGGCUCUCUGGGUAAGCUGACGGUCUCCAGCGUCAACAACCCCCGCAAGAUGAUCGAUGCCGUGGUGACCACUCGCACCGACGACGAGGAGAAGAGAGAGAAGCAGGUUUGGAAUAAGAGGCGACAGAUCCUCUACACCGUGGAAAAGAUGUACAGUUUGCUGCUGGAGGUUCAAGACUUUGAGAAACGUUUCGUCCAAGCCCCAGAGGAGGACAGAGAAGCUCUACUGGAGCAGCACAAAACCAACACCAUGCAGCUGUGCAACUCCCUGCAGGAGAAGGAGUGGGACGACAGAGUGAGCGACGAGCAGUGCGUGAUGAUCAUGUCGGUGAGGAAGGGCAAGCGUCUCAUCUCCAGGCUGCUCCCCUUCCUACCCCCGCCCCAGGCCGCCGCCAUUGUCAUGGCGAUUGCCCGCAACCUUCCAGCUCUGGCAAAGAAGGACAAGCAGGACCAGGUGCUGUGCUGGUUAGUGGAGCCGGUGUCUGCAGUGAUCCAGUCUUUGUCCAGCUCCGCCCUCACAGACCUGCUCCAGGAGCUUCAGGGCAACGAGGGCCAACUGGCCACAGUACUGCUCAACAAGUUCGGUGUGACACUGCUGUAUCUGAUCCUGAGUGAAGGAGAGAGGAUGCAGAGCUCCGACCCCAAUUGUCAACUCAUGGACGACAAUCGAUGGACUGAGUUGGUGUUUUCGGUGACGAGGGAGUUGCUCAGCGUUCCCUCCUCUUCCCUCUCCCCUCCCCUCUUCACGCCCCCCAACCUGCUCUCCCUCUUCUCGCGCUACGUCGACCGGCAGAGGUUGGAGCUGUUACAGGACAAGCUACAGAUUUCUGCUCUGUCCAGGUAGAAGUUACUACAAACAUCAACACAACCCACCCCCACCCCACCCCACCCCACUCGAUGCAGACCUUUCUUUUUGUGUGUGUGUGUGCGUGUGCGUGUGCCAGAAGAGUGAAUGGUGUGUGUGUGUGUGUGUGUGUGGUCUUGAGGUGAGUCCACGGUGGAUCAUUUUAAUCCAGCAGAAUCUCUAGUCACUUUUGUUUUUCUGUGUUUAGUCUGUGGUGUGCGUGCGUGCAUGAUGGACAGUGACACAGAACGAAUGAAUUCAAAUGACGAAAAAAUGAAAUCUGCAUUUUUAAAUAUCUUGUUUACGAUUAUGCCUGUGAUGAACCUUGAAAUUAAAAAGUAUUUCUAUUAUA
This is a messenger RNA of Scomber scombrus (Atlantic mackerel), 2867 nucleotides long. It is a transcript of the gene patl1, whose product is annotated as PAT1 homolog 1, processing body mRNA decay factor. Lineage: Eukaryota; Metazoa; Chordata; Actinopteri; Scombriformes; Scombridae. Gene Ontology annotation, biological process: P-body assembly; deadenylation-dependent decapping of nuclear-transcribed mRNA. Gene Ontology annotation, molecular function: RNA binding. The record is from RefSeq and is a predicted model, not a curated record. Gene Ontology annotation, cellular component: P-body. The transcript is spliced from 20 exons. Bases 56 to 2515 code for a protein of 819 amino acids.